CGACCAACCGACUUCGUGACCAGAAUCAGUGUUUCUUUUACAUUGCUUCAUCUAAGAACGUAUUCAUACUUUGUUUAUACUAACAUGAAGUUUUUAAUUACGAUUAGUGUAUUGGUUAUAAUUUACAACAGUGUUCUAGCUAAUAGUAUAUACGGACUAUCUGGAGCAGAAAUUGAAGGUAUUCGCAAUUGUUAUGGAGUAGCUUGUCCUGAAGGAACAGUUGUUUGCAGUAAACUUUCAAAGUCCACAGAAGAUAUGCAGUUUGUGGAUACGAUAAUCAAAUGUGAAGAUAAUAAAGAUAACGCUUUGAAUAUCAAUAACCAACGAACGGUUAAUCCUUUUCCGGGGACACAGUAUUCCAGUUUUUCUUACCAAGGAAAUUAUAGAAUUCGAUUGAAUGCAAGACCGCUGGAAAUGUCGGAACGAAGAAUACGAAAACCAAUUUAUGAUUCUAACAAAGAUCCUACUUACUAUAGCAAAAAUAACGAAGUGGAAGAGUUUUGAAAAUAUACUGCGUUUACACUAUUUUCCAAUAAUAAUAUAAACAUAUAUGUGCAUGUAUAACUUUUUUAAACUGUUAUUUGUAACGACAUAAUA
This is a messenger RNA of Agrilus planipennis (emerald ash borer), 597 nucleotides long. RefSeq lists its product as uncharacterized. NCBI's taxonomy places the organism in Eukaryota, Metazoa, Arthropoda, Insecta, Coleoptera, Buprestidae. Bases 85 to 504 code for a protein of 139 amino acids. The record is from RefSeq and is a predicted model, not a curated record. The transcript is spliced from 3 exons.